Nasonia vitripennis (jewel wasp) is the source of this 8357-nucleotide messenger RNA. RefSeq names its product transmembrane and coiled-coil domains protein 2 (gene Dmtn). Bases 836 to 2623 code for a protein of 595 amino acids. The record is from RefSeq and is a predicted model, not a curated record. The transcript is spliced from 11 exons. Gene Ontology annotation, cellular component: endomembrane system. Lineage: Eukaryota; Metazoa; Arthropoda; Insecta; Hymenoptera; Pteromalidae.
CUCAGUUCAGUGCUCGUCGUCUUUAUGCGCGCAGCAGCAGUAUACUCGCGUGCUCCGCUCAUUACGUGUCCGACUCUGAGAUAUUAUAUAUCUGCGUGUGUGUAUACGUACGUAGUAACUAGUAGUACCAGUGGCACGACUCCUCUCUCUCCCCCCGACAACGACGAGACUACGGCGUCGACGGCUCAAGACAGUGUAUCUGUGUGUGUGUGUGUGUGUGUGUAUUAUAGUGUAGCAAAGUAUACACGUAUCGGCGAGACUGCACCCACGCAGCGACACACCCGCGCCAGAGAGAAAGAGAGAGAGAGAGAGAGAGAGAGAGAGAGUCCUCCUCGUCCUUAGUCCCUCCGCGUUUCAGCGAGAGAAAGUCGCUAUCGCGGCGAGGCUUUCUUCUCUCCUCGGGCUCUCCCGCGGCAUAUUUAUAGUCUCUACCUGUGGACGAUGAUGCGCGAGGAGCCAAUGAAGCAUAGCAUCGACACCCUGUGAUGCUGUUCGCGGUUGCUGAUAAGUGUCGUCGUCCUCGGCGAUCCAUCAGUAGAGACGACAAAUGCUAAGCAAAGAGAAAACCACUUUCCAACCAGGAAGGUAUGGCUAGCUUGACGGUGACAACGUCAAGCAAGAACAGCUCCCGAAGUGCAUCUCCCAGCAGAGCCAAUCUAAUCAGCUCGCACAGUCAUCAGCAACAGGUCACAGGCAGCUCUGAUCACACAUCUAAGUCGCGGAAUGCUAGCGCGUCAAUCUCACCUUGUGCACAUACAAAGAAAUCAAAAGAUCCAACAACGACACAAGUGCAUAUCACAACACACGCAUAGAAAACGUGACAAGUACAAGCCCGAUGCGAAAACGUGCAUCCGUACCGCGCGAUCACCUCACCGAUCCUCCAACAUUGAAUCAUAGCCAUCAGCAUCAGCAUCAGCAGCAGCAUCACACAACAGCAGAAAGUAGUCACACGGUCGGUGUCACAAUGAAGAGCGGAGGUGGAGUUGCCGCGAGGCAAAGAUCGCCCGGAGCCUUGGCCAGGGCUGCGGAGGGUAUCGACGACUCGGCGAACGUCUCGUUUUCCACGGACGUCGAGGAGUACGCCAUUCUGCAUCCGCCUAUCGAAGAUGAGUCUUUGGACGCGUCGUACGGUCAUCACCAGGCAGGACAGCAUUCGUCGUUCAUGUCGAACGGCUCGUCGGAACUAAUCGGCGACGACGUGGACGCCAGUAGCGGACGGGUUCGCCAGGCGAUCGAGCAUAUUCAGAACAAGAUCGCCAAGACGCGCGAGCUCAUCAAGACCGAACAGACCACCAGAGACGAGAAUGUAAACGAAUAUCUGAAACUGGCGGCGAACGCCGACAAGCAGCAGCGCACGCGGAUCAAGACCGUUUUCGAGAAGAAGAAUCAAAAGUCAUCGCACAAUAUUCUGCUCUUGCAGAAAAAGCUUGACAGCUACACGAAGAAGCUGCGAAACUACGAGAUGAACGGUGCACAAAUGGCCCACCGUCAACCUCGGGAAGUCCUGCGUGACAUGGGACAGGGCUUGAAAAAUGUGGGUGGUAAUAUUCGUGAUGGUAUAACAGGAUUUUCAGGAAGCGUUAUGUCAAAACCAAGAGAGUUUGCUCACCUAACAAGACACCUGAUAAAAAAUAAAUUCGGAAGUGCUGAUAAUAUAAACAGUAUAUCACAUGGCUCGACAUUUUAUGUAAACGAUACACCGCGUGCAACAGGUAACAACGGCGAUAGCGGCAGCGUUGAGGAUGAGAGUGGCAACAAAGCUCACCACGGCUCAGCCACUUUGCCCGGAGGCUGCAGUCUUGGAUCGAACCACAGCGCAGGGGAAACUGGAGCAGCGACUGGAGCAGCUGGCGGUACCAGCGGACAAGCGGGCAUCAAGUUUCCAUCAGAAGAGGGCUCGGAGUGCUCGAGCGUAACGAGCGAGAGCGGGCCUGGCAGUCGGGGACAAGCCCAUGCCUGCGGUCACGAAGGUGGUCGGCCCUGCAGCCUCAAGUCCAUUUUCGCCGAACUGCAGGACCAUAGAGAGAACAUGGAUCGGUUAAGGGAGAAGCUCGACGCUUUCAAGAAUGUACAACAAGAAGUAUCUUACCUUUCACAUGCCCUACAAGAAGAACGAUUCCGCUCCGAACGACUGGAAGAACAGAUAAACGACCUCACAGAGCUGCACCAAAAUGAGGUAGAGAACCUCAAACAGACGAUCACCGACAUGGAAGAAAAAGUGCAGUACCAAAGUGAGGAUAGGAUGCGUGACAUUCACGAGAUGCUGGAGAGUUGCCAGACGAAAAUUUGGAAGAUGGAACAUCAACAGCAACAGCACCAGCAGUAUGUAACUCUCGAAGGCCUUGACAACAGCAACGCCAGAGCGUUAGUCGUGAAACUCAUAAACGUAGUACUCACCGUUCUCCAAGUUAUCCUAUUGUUAGUUGCCACCGGUGCCGGAAUCAUGAUGCCGUUCCUUCGGACGAGCUGUACUAAGCCCCAUUGUUUCAUGUGCAGGGUGCGCAUAUUGACGACAACGUUCGUCGUCCUGGGCAUAGUUUUUGUCCUGAAGCAGUGGCCCGAAGUUCACGACGUCGGGAGUCACCUAAUGCGUCACCUCAAACAGACCCUCGCCGUCAAGUAGCAUUCCUCGUUGUUCUUGUUCUUGUUGACGAUGGCGAUGAUAACGAUGAGACCCUUGGCAAUCACGAUGUUAGACCUACGGGACAGGCUCGCGAUCGAGAACGACAGGAAGACAAUCGCUUACUGCGCGAGCUCUUCUUUUUCUCGAUUCGUAGCAUCUUUCUGAAUAUCCAUCGGGCUUCACUGCACAGAGAUUAUUAUAUACAUAUGUAGAUUGUCAUUGAAAACUAUGUGAUUAGAUAAUCUAUACAUAUAUGUAUACGUACGCAUGUAUGUAUGAUUGCGAAAGGAAAUGGAAAGCUUCACUUACUUCGAGGCGUGCUCUUUGUUUUCCCAAUUGACAAAGGAAUAGACUAAAUUGUUGUUCUUUAAUACUGCUAAAAAGAUAACUUAUUAUUCAUGACGUUGGAAAACUCAAUUCUUUGAUUUCAGAUCCUUUAUGCAAAUCAUUUUGUGCAUAAAUAUGAUCAGAGUAUUUAGAAAAGUUCCUUAUUUUAUCAAAUUUCUGUUAAAGUGUUUACAAUGUUCGUCCGGCCGUAUUAAAAGUAUAAGACAUUUGAGCAGCAAGAAAUUAAUUUAUGUAAAUAGAAUAUUUCAAUGAAACUCAGCUAAAGUCAAUAUAAAAAUCUUGCCAACUCGAAGUGACGUAUCUCGGGAAAACUGUGAGUUUUCGUUUUUGUAAUGUUCUCCAUGUAAAAAAUGCAUCUGUUUCAAAGUAAGUCAAUCCUUCCAAUCCUGAAUCAAAGCGAGCUUUUCGAGAACGUACACUGCAAGUAACGUAAAUUAUAGACAGCGAAUGUUGGAAAAAACUGACAUUUUCUGAACGAGUCGAGCUCGAAUUUGUUACGAGGGUAGAAUCGCUGUUUUUUAUAGUUGUAUAUUUAAAUAAAUUUUUUUAUUUAGCUUGUACCUUUUUUUCUUGUAUAAUAGUUAAUUUUUUUAUUUAUUAUUUAACCCUAAAUAAACGGUGUUUAUAUACUUUUCUAUGAUACCGCUUCAAUUAUUAGAUUAUUAAAUUUUAAGAAGCUUAGCUUUACAAUUUUAUUUUUUUUUAUUGUGAAAUCGCGCCUUAUUUUCAAACAACUAUAUUCAAGUGAAUUCACAUCUUAAUUCCUUGAACGAGUUUAAAGCAGAGUCUCGUUUAUAAAAGCCUCUUCAAACGAAUAAAAAAGAGAGCGUGAGCUUCGCGUGAGCAUGAGGAAAAUUCAGCAGAGCAAUAGCUAAUACAUCCGUUGUAUUGAGUAGACACAUAACAAUCUUUAGAAAAUUGGACUACGGUGUUAGCGAAGAAGUAGCAGCGCAAAAAUCGUUUUAACCGCAAAAGCAUUAUUGAUCGUCCAGGCGUUAGCAUGUAAGGCAAUGGUGUAAAUUCAUAAAAAAAGAUAAAAUAUCGGCACCUCACUAACACUUUUUACAGCAACUUACAAAAAACACGUACAUAAGCACUUGCACGUUCUAUACGCUAAUUUACAUACCCUGUAAGACGUAUAUACUAUAAUACUAUAUUUAGCAUGACUAAGGAUUUUUUCGUGUCUGAUGUAAGAUCGUUAUUAGGCGUCAUCAUAGAGUUACACUCGUAAUUGUAUAGCUUCAUUCGUUCGUUUAACCAGGACUAAUGAGGAAGACAGACGAUUUAAGGCUGUGUAAGCAAGGAAUGCGAGUAUACAGUAAACUUGGGACAAUAAGCCGAAACAUAAAACACGUUUUUUAAUGGUGAAAUUCAAACUUUAUUAUUCUAAGUGACACCUUAAUAAGUAGUGAAAAUUCUAUAGUUUGCUACUUAACUCUUGCAAUAGACUAUUCAAAUUUUCAUGACGUCUUAAAAAAUUGUAAAAAUGAUUGAAAUUGACGACUGUACUAUUAUUUUGUUUACAACAAAACGACAAUAAUUACAACUAAUUAUUGGUAACGGAGAAUUUAUUUCUCUGUUUACUGUAUACAGCUUACGAGUCUUUAGAGAAAAAAGGCGGUUCAUCCGAAAAACAAUGACAAUGAAAUGAGAAAAAGACUGAUAAUGGAUCAGCUGGUUAGCGAGCUAAUCGAACAUCUCUUCUUUUUUCAAAUUAAAUUUAACAAAGCGAUAAAAAGCCGUCUGAACAGAUAAAGUUUUGCCAUGAAGAGGAAGAAUAAAUAAAUAAAUAUGUAUAUACAUUCGGCAUGUGAGACACAAGUACAAACAUUCCCAGUAUUUUAGCAAGAAAAACAGUGAAAACUAAAACAAACUGCAAAAUUUUGACGAAAUAAACAACAUACACAAAAUAAAGAGACACGGUCAUGAUGCUACAAAAAAUAAAAAAAUGCCAUUCUUACUAUUUCUAUAAAACCAGAGAUCGACGAUAACAGAUUCGCGAAUCACAGCAACACCAGCAACACACGCCACCGCUGUAAUGCCGAGAAAUAAUUUUCUACGUUUAUAAAACGAGACGAGACGAAACCAAGAAUUAAACGCUAUGUGCGUAUUUUUCAUUAUAGGUCAAAAAUAAAAACGCGUUUAUCAUUGUGUAUUGGUAGCUGGUAAUAUCGACGUUUGGCAGAGACCUAUAGGAGCUGUAGAUCCCAUUUCGUGCAAGGUUUUGUAUAGAGUGGUUCGGAAAUUUAAAAGAAAUUAGAACUGACUUAUUCAACCUUUGCAAAGUGAUGGUUAGUGUUGUUGAAAAAAAAAAAAACAAAUAAUUGUUACAAAGAUAAGAAGCUAUCAACUUCUUUUUUAGUAACUAUUUCAGUGUUGGAGUCAAAAAUAUGAUAUUGCUAUUUAUAAUUAUAAGCUUUAUCCGCCUUACAUAUAAUUCAUUCAGUGUUCUCCACCUUGCCUUUAACAAGAUGUAAGGCAGUAAAUUUAAUAGUUUCUAAAAAACAUGCCUUGCCUUAUUUGUUGUGAAUUUAGAUUUAACGGGAACAAUUAAAUGUAAAUCUUUCCAAAUCAUUGCAUCUGUCUUUAUUUGAUAAAAAUAAAUGUCCUAUGUGAUCCAGCACUGAUCUAGAAUCGAGAUACUUUCGAACACAAAUUGUUCUCUGAAAGAAAAAUCAAUAUCUAAAUCAAGAUAUCUAAAGUAUAGAGGCUUGUUUUUGAAAUUUAGUUAUAAAAACUUAUGUGUGGCUCGUCCCUUUUGUCGAUGUUGAUAUCCCUUUUUCUUCGUGUAUAUAUUUAAUAACGAUCAAGUACGCAAAAUAAUAUCAACUAAAAAAAAGAUAAAACGAAUUUGUUCCUAGUAAGUUAAAUGUUUGACGAAAAGUAAAAGUAGAAGCUCUAUGACUUUAGUCUUUACUGAAUUUAAUGCUGAUUCUUAUCGAUGCGCAGCAGUUUGCAAAGAAGAGAUCCACUCGAAUACGUGUGUUCCCUGCAGCUUUGAUCCCCCGUCUAAUAUGACUGUAUCAUAUUUGAUACGACACGAUUUUUUCUGUGAAAAAAAUACGUUUUUUUAUUCUAUCUUGACUUGUAUUUCAUUACAAUAAUGUGUGAAUCUUAUGCGCCAAAAAUAAAAAUGAUAAUCAAUCGUUCAAAUAGCCUUGGGAAGCUUCGUAGUACUAAACUAUCAAAAAAAUAUAAUUAUUUUAUAAAUUUCAAAGUUUCAUAUAGAUGCCAAUGGUAUACUUGAUUUUUAUACAAACUAUAUCAGUUGCCAAGAAUUAUUUGAAGAUGAACCAAGCUCAUAAUUGACAUGGGCAUUCGAGUGGAUCAUCCGUAGACUAUCUAAAUACAUAACAAUUAAAUUUCGUAAUCCAUAGCUAUACAAUGCAAAAUCGUAUUCAAUGUUUUUAAUCGUCGCGAGCUCACAUUCAGUUGGGCAUCGUUUUUUGGGAUCAAUUCGUAAUAUGCAUGUCUAUGUAAUGUGUAUUCAACCUGCCAAUCAUUUAUGAUUUUUUAGUUUUCUCCCUGUACCUUUAAAGAAAUUAUUGAUUAUAGAUUUCGGCAGCAUAAUAGCACGUAAAAAUUAACGCAGAAAGCAAUCAGAGAAACGAAUUGUGGUCUCCUUAUCGGGCAAAGUUAGGUAUCCGCCGUCACAUCAUUACUCUGAGAUCGCGUAAUAUUUUUAUAAAAUUACAUUCAAACUACUAACGUCGAGUAAAUAAAUUGUCUUCUCGAAAAUUCAGCAUGCAUUACGAAAUUAAUCACAAUUCAAUUUAAUAAAUUCGUUUGUACAGCUCGAAUCGAUGUAUCCAAGAGCAAGUAUACUCGUGCUUAACAGGAACAUGCAAAAAAUAGACAACAAGCCAGACAUCGUUACGCGUUUUAGCUGAUAAACAAUCUACAUUAUAAUAGACGAGCAUUGAUUGUAAAUAGGAGAAAAAAUUUUAUAUCCGCGCGUGCGCGUACGUAUGUAUAUACAAUAAACCAAGCAUUAGCGAGGGAAAAAAGUAAAAAAAUCUGAGAACAUAAAGAAGAAAAAGAAAGUUAUGAUAAACAUGGACUUUAAGAAAAUGCGAGCGCGAACUGCCACGUGCUUUGUCGACGAAUCGGAUGUGAUCUUAUUGAUAAAUUGAAUAACAAUCGAGAUGUGACGAAGUAAAAUGAACGAGGUUGUGCUAUUGGCUAUAUUAUACUAUACGAAUGAUUGUGGAAGCCGAUGGCAGUGCCGAAAUUGACACUUUGUAGGUCUCGUGUACGGUCGUCGUAGUAUAGAGCGUAAGAUAUUUGCAAUGGUAGACACAGCAUUGAACGCAUCAUUCACCACACGAAUACACGCAGAAUACGCCGGCACACACACGUACACUUGUUUGACGGUGCUUUUUUGGUGAUGUGCAUAUACGGGGCCCCUUGCGCGUUAUUGCAUUGCGAUUAGCUUUUUUAUUUUCGUCUACACGCUCUUAUGUGAUACUUAUUUCGCGAAAUUUUUUGUAUAUCGUUUCUGUUCGAGAGAGAAAGAGGAAAGGGAAUUUUACACACGUUCUACUAUAUAACAUAUUAUGAAGUAAUGUAUAGAUCUUUAUUUAUAACAAUCGAUUAUAAAAAUAAUCAUUUAAGAAAUAUAUAAUGAGCGUCAGAAGUGUAUAUAGACUUGAAAUGUUUGUUGAUAUGAUGCACACCAAGCUUUUAUUAAAAUAAGUGUUAUAACACUACCGAUUGAACAUCUUUCGAUGACAACGACGGGCGUAUUUUGUAAUUUGUAUGAUUCAUCGAAACCGCGUUAUAUUAUAGGUACAUGCUUUCUUUCCACUGUAUUUCCUUCUGCGUUUUCCUCUUGUGACGGAUCUUUUAUAUUAUGUGCAUGUAAUGUUAUACAAGAAAGAGCAAAGAUGUGUGUACCAAUACACACGAUUAUUGCUAUACAGAAAGUGUGUUUUUUUAUUUUAAAAAUGCAAGCACAUACAUGAGGUAUAACCACACGUAAAAGAGUAGAAAAAGGGGCCCUGCAUAGAAACCAGUAAUCGUAGUUUAUGGUAGAGUUUAUAAUAGAGUAAUUAAUUGCGCGACGAUGUCCGAUCAGCGUCCGGAAAAAUUGUUCGAUCGCUUUAUGCGCACUUCUGGAGUAUUUUAGCGAAGUAAAGGUAACAGACAAGAAAAUUUCGCAGAAGUGAGAAAACCUAAAAAUUAACGUGUAAUCGUAGGUUGACUUUCAUAAGGAGGAUAAAAAUGAAUUAAAAAAUAAAAACGGCAGAUGCAAUCAAAUGUUGACUGUCGCGCUAUGAACUAUAUAUACAUAGAUAUACGCACGUUUCUUUGGCGCCCGGUUCCAAAAUGUCGCGUAUGUUAUCCGAAUAAAUAUUGUCACAAAUAAAAGCGAAUUUUUAGAAAA